AUGGAAGAAAGUGGAUCUGAUGUUGAGGAUGUUACUGUGAGAAAGAGACCUGUGCGCAAAUACAGAAACAUCCCACUUUAUUUGAGGUCACCAUACUGGACUAAGAACAAAGGCUCCAUCCAUAAUGCAACUCCCAAAGAAAAGGUUGUUUCAAACUACGCAUUUUUGGAAGCCUCAAGUGAGCACCCGGGAGGAGAGAUAUUGUUCAAAUAUGGUGAUUAUUACUUGUCAAGGGAUGGUUUUGCAACUCUGUGCAAUGGUGAGAUACUGAGCAGCUUCCUAGAUGUCUGGUCCCUACGUUUUACAUUGCUAAACACGUCCCGUGCGGUUGGGGAGACAAAGCGGGUCUACUUCUCCACCCUAGUACAUCUUCAAAUUGAUCCCAAAGACCAGUGGAUGAAGGAUCUCCCAGCUGACAUAAAAAGGAGGAAUUUCAAUGAGAGAUUGAGCUAUGAAAUAAGCAGCUUCAGGAACCUAGACAUCAGUGAUGCAGAUCUGAUAUUUUUCCCAAUUCAUCGCCAUGAUCACUACUUCUUGGUCUGCUUCAACGUGAAAGAACAUAAAGUACAGGUCAUGGACAACAAGGAGUUACCAGCUGAUGUUUCAGAGAAGGACAAAUAUGGCAACUGCCCACACUUAUUGAUUGAAGCAUUCAGUGGUUACCUUAAGGCCGAGUGCCACUCCCUGUAUGUGAAAUUGCAAAAAGUUGCAAUAGAGUACUUUAAGUUGGAUUGGGCAAACAUUGAAAAUGUCACUGAUUACUGAAUCUAUGUACUCCGGCAUAUGGAGACAUACCGAGGGACUCUACAAGACUGGCAGCCAGGAUUCAAGAAGAAUAUGCGCUUGAAUGCAAACUUCAUGUACGAACUGCGAACGAAAUAUGCUGCUAAUCUCAUAAAGUGGAGGAUGAACGCAGUCAGGGGGGAGGUUCUACGAGCGGCCAAAAGUGUCUCCAAGAAGAAGUGAAUGAAUAUUUUUCAACAUGUUGACUGAAUUCUAAGAAUUUGAAAGUUUUUGUGAUCUACACUGACAG
Ipomoea nil (Japanese morning glory) is the source of this 1033-nucleotide messenger RNA. RefSeq lists its product as uncharacterized. The record is from RefSeq and is a predicted model, not a curated record. NCBI's taxonomy places the organism in Eukaryota, Viridiplantae, Streptophyta, Magnoliopsida, Solanales, Convolvulaceae. The transcript has 6 exons. Bases 1 to 765 code for a protein of 254 amino acids.